AUGUUGGCUGAAGAAAAGGACCAAGGCACCCCAGCGACGAUAUGUAUAUCGCUCGAUGAGGAGUCAACUCUUGGGCUUCAUCCAAGUGUUGUGCCCACUCUCGUUCUUGAAGUAUCCUCCGAAAAUCACCCUCAUGCCUCACAACCGAGUCUGCACGCGUAUACUGAAGGGGGCCUCAAAGCAAACAUAACUGUUCUAGGGGCGUUCCUCGCGUUGCUUUGCACGUUUGGGCAGAUGAACGCCUUUGGCACCUUCCAAGCGUGGUAUGCCGCACACCAGCUGCAACACCUGCCUGCUUCGACAAUCUCCUGGAUCGGCUCGUUGCAGCUAUGGGUUUUCUUCUUCUCGGGUGCGCCGAUAGGUCGACUGUUCGAUGCUUAUGGACCGACUUGGCUCAUGGUUGCGGGAACACUUUGUUAUACUUUAGGCAUGGUGUCUCUGAGCUUCUGCGUGCAAUAUUAUCAGUAUAUUCUGAGUCAAGGUAUCCUCCUGGGUCUGGGUGUAGGCCUAGUAUUUUACCCCUCUCUGGCAAGUAUAUCAACACAUUUUCUCAAGUACCGUGCAACGGCCAUUGGCAUUGCUAUUGCUGGAUCAAGCGUCGGCGGUGUUGUGUACCCUAUUAUACUACAACGAUUAUUUGAAAGCGUCGGGUUUGGCUGGGGAGCUCGCAUUUCAGGACUAGCCAGCGGUGCUGGAUGUGUUGCCGCAACUUUGAUGGUCUCCAGUUUCUCCGCGCAGCGGAAGCCUGGUCCAUGGUUCGACAUCAAAGUCCUGUCUGAUGCUAGUUUUAUUCUAUUAUCUGCCGGUAGCUGCUUCGUAGCUCUAGGGAUGUUUAUACCUUUUUUCUACAUCGUCGACUACGCCAAACAUCAAUCAAUACCGGACCACAUGUCGUUCUAUGCCCUGGCUGUCAUGAACGCAGGCGGUGUCCUAGGGCGGAUUGCGCCUGCUGUGCUGUCAGACAGCAUUGGCAGGUUUAACCUCCUCACACCUUCCGCCUUUCUUUCCGGUCUUUCUUGCGUCGCUUUUUGGCUCUUCGCAAAAUCUCUUGUGUCAAUCAUGCUUUUCUCAGCAGCCUAUGGAUUCUUUUCUGGUGCUUUCAUCUCCCUCGUUACCCCAUGCGUCGCCCAAAUAUCAGAUAUCAGGGUGAUUGGUAUAAGGAUUGGUAUGCUCUACACCAUCAUCUCGUUCCCGUGA
This is a messenger RNA of Psilocybe cubensis, 1197 nucleotides long. RefSeq lists its product as uncharacterized. The coding region runs from base 1 to 1197 and encodes 398 amino acids. The transcript is spliced from 5 exons. NCBI's taxonomy places the organism in Eukaryota, Fungi, Basidiomycota, Agaricomycetes, Agaricales, Agrocybaceae. Gene Ontology annotation, cellular component: fungal-type vacuole membrane. Gene Ontology annotation, molecular function: transmembrane transporter activity. Gene Ontology annotation, biological process: transmembrane transport. The record is from RefSeq and is a predicted model, not a curated record.